CACCAGUCCCCCCAUUUCCUCUCCAAGACAAAAUAUGACGACCCUUGGCUCCAGCCAAAAGCCAAAAGCCCCUCCGUCACAACCAAAAAUGAACGUCUCCCUCCUCCUAAGGUCCUCACCGCUAAGCUCACCUACAAAAAUGCAAGCCCUCUUCUCUCUUUCAAUUCCUACUUCAACAACGCCAUCAAAAUUUGGAGCUCUUUGCAAUCAUCCGCACCAGCAGCAUACUCUGACCAGCCAUGUCAUCAUCACUAUCUGUUCAGUUUCUUUCUCCUCCCCUGUCUUCAGCUCUCCCCUGCUGCAAGCAGACGAGGCUAGCAGCCGCCACCACCCCCCUGGCGCCGGUUUCCACGAAUGUGGAGGCUGCCAGGUUGGAGCCUAGAGUGGAGGAGAGAGAUGGGUAUUGGGUUUUGAAAGAGAAGUUUAGAGGAGGGAUUAAUGUUCAGGAGAAGGUGAAGAUUCAGAAGGAACCCAUGAAGCUUUUCAUGGAAAAUGGGAUUGAAGAGCUUGCCAAGACUUCUUUUGAGGAGCUUGAGAAGUCUAAGGAUAGUAAGGAUGAUAUUGAUGUCAGGCUCAAGUGGCUUGGCCUUUUCCACAGGAGAAAGAAUCAUUAUGGUAGAUUUAUGAUGAGACUGAAGCUACCAAAUGGAGUUACAACAAGUGCACAAACAAAAUAUCUAGCGAGCGUGAUAAGAAAAUAUGGUGAGGAUGGUUGUGCGGAUGUUACAACCAGGCAAAAUUGGCAAAUCCGGGGAGUGGUACUGCCUGAUGUGCCAGAAAUUCUAAAAGGUCUCGCUGAGGUUGGCUUGACAAGUCUGCAGAGUGGCAUGGACAAUGUGAGAAACCCAGUUGGAAAUCCUCUCGCCGGAAUCGACCCCGAAGAGAUUGUUGAUACACGACCUUACACAAACUUGUUGUCCCAAUAUAUCACUGCCAAUUCACUUGGCAAUCCUACUGUCACAAACUUGCCAAGAAAGUGGAAUGUGUGUGUGGUGGGAUCUCAUGAUCUUUUUGAGCAUCCCCACAUCAACGAUCUCGCUUACAUGCCUGCAACAAAGGACGGAAGAUUUGGAUUCAAUUUGCUUGUGGGAGGCUUCUUUAGUCCUAAACGGUGCGCAGAGGCAGUUCCUCUUGAUGCCUGGGUCUCCGCAGAUGAUGUGAUCCCACUUUGCAAAGCAGUGCUAGAGGCCUAUAGAGACCUUGGCACCAGAGGGAACCGACAGAAGACGAGAAUGAUGUGGUUGAUUGAUGAACUAGGCAUAGAAGGAUUCAGGGCAGAGGUUGCAAAAAGGAUGCCUUUCCAAGAGCUGGAGAGAGCAUCUUCUGAAGACCUGGUUCAGAAGCAAUGGGAAAGGAGAGACUACGUAGGUGUCCAUCCACAAAAACAAGAAGGUCUAAGCUACGUGGGACUUCACAUUCCAGUCGGCCGGCUCCAAGCAGAUGACAUGGAUGAGCUAGCUCACGUAGCUGACAAGUAUGGCACAGGGGAACUCCGGCUCACUGUGGAGCAAAACAUAAUAAUCCCAAAUGUUGAGAACUCAAAACUUGAAGCAUUGCUUAAAGAGCCUCUCCUGAAAAACAGAUUUUCACCUGUACCUUCAAUUCUCAUGAGAGGAUUGGUGGCCUGCACUGGCAAUCAGUUCUGUGGACAAGCCAUCAUUGAGACCAAGGCCAGGGCCUUGAAGGUGACUGAGGAGGUGGAGAGACACGUGGCAGUGACCCGACCGGUGAGGAUGCAUUGGACCGGGUGCCCAAACACCUGCGCGCAGGUGCAAGUGGCGGAUAUUGGUUUCAUGGGAUGCAUGGCAAGGGAUGAGAAUGGGAAGCCUUGUGAAGGGGCUGAUGUUUUCUUGGGAGGGAGGAUAGGAAGUGACUCACAUUUGGGAGAUGUUUAUAAGAAGAGUGUCCCUUGCAAGGACUUGGUGCCUUUGGUUGUUGACAUUUUGGUCAAGCACUUUGGAGCUGUCCCUAGAGAGAGGGAAGAAGGGGAAGAUUAAUUCGAACGGAACGGCGAUUCAGAGGGUUCAAUGCAGAUUUUAGCUGACCCUUAACACUUUACAUUGCUUUAUUUUAGGGAUCUAUACAAAUGUUUAUGUAAUAUUUCAAUGCCAAUCAAACUUAGGUUGUGAAGUUCAUAAUUCUGACAUUUGCUGUACACAGUAAACUUUAUGCC
Messenger RNA from Prunus dulcis (almond), 2173 nucleotides. Its product is annotated as ferredoxin--nitrite reductase, chloroplastic. Bases 240 to 1997 code for a protein of 585 amino acids. Gene Ontology annotation, molecular function: heme binding; iron-sulfur cluster binding; oxidoreductase activity. The record is from RefSeq and is a predicted model, not a curated record. NCBI's taxonomy places the organism in Eukaryota, Viridiplantae, Streptophyta, Magnoliopsida, Rosales, Rosaceae. The transcript has 4 exons.